GCUUCAUCAACUUCAUCACUCUCCUUGAGCGCCAGCUCAGCUCUCCCUUCCAUUGCUUGUUGUUGGCCAACAUGACCUCGACAAGCACCAAACACCCAAACCUAAAGCUUUGUGCUAUUCAUGGAUAUUGGCAAACUUGCAAUAUGGCUCGACAAAGUCAACAAGAAGCGCAAGAUGCUAUAAUUGCCAGCAUCUGCCGCCCUGGCCUCUUCUUCCUUUGCUCUUAUUGUUGAACACUAUGCUACAGUUACGUCUGGCCUUUGUUGGCCUUCUUGCUGUUCACGGCGCAGUUGUGCCAUCACCACCUACCCACGCCAACAAAGACACUUUGCCUGCCUCUCCUCAACACACGUCAAGUCUUACUGGAACCGUCGGACUUGGAAAUUCGUUCAAGUCCAAGCCUGGUGUUGUCCGUGACCCACUGGAGGCCAAUACCCUGCCCCUGGACAAGAGCAGCACAAAGUCAAAGCUUCCAAAGGACAUGCAGCACAAUAUGACAGCUGGUCCUUCGAUUCCUCCUCCUACUAAGCUUCUUGACCAAUCUUCUGACCCGACACCUUUGGCUUUGCCCAAGUUCAAGAUUGGUGUCGCUGUCCAGCCUUCUGCCGUGCCAACGCCUAUGCCGACGCCUCACAGCGAGCCAAAGAAGGAUGAGCACAAGAAAGACAAGAAGGACAAGGACAAGAAAGACAAGAAGGACAAGAAGGACAAAAAAGUGGAAAAGGACAGCGGUAGCGCCACAACGACUUUUGUUAUGCCGAGUGGCACUCCCCUCCCACCAGCACAACUUGGACUCAAGCCUGUUCCAUUGCAUCACGUUAGCUUUAGGAAGGACCAGAAUAAGGACAAGAACGUGACAUUGCCUGGAACUGCAACAUCAACGUACGACACAACCAAGCAGACGCCCUUGCCAGCGUCGCAAUUGCCAAUCAUGCCAAUUCCAGUGCCAAAGCAAGAUCCGGGACUCACGCCAAUUGAACCACAACCGAAGCAAGACCCAGGACUCAUGCCAGUUGAACCACAACCUAAGCCUGGAUUGGGUGACCCUGCCAAAUAUGGCCCUCCCGCUCCACCGGCCAAUCCGCCUGUUGACAAGUACCUACCAACAGACAAGCCAAGCUCGCCCGUCUCGCUUGCUCAUUCAUUCCCUGCUCAACCACCCGUCACACCAGAACCUUGUCCAGCUGCACCUGAAAUGAUGUAUGUCCAUGUGGAGGAUAAGCCUGAUAAGUGUGAGUACAAGACAGAAGGUACCUUCAAAGUCCCCGCCAUGUUUACUCAACCGCCUGCAGACACGACUGGUCAAGUGUAUGAAUGUCGCCUCGUCAGUCCAAAGACAGAUUCACAAGGUGGAGCUGCCGGGUCAUCCACCUCGACUGAAUCUGGUGCGAAGGGAGAGAAGGAAGUGGUUACAGAAACAACGCACACUUAUACAGAGGAUGUUCCAAUCAAAUCUCCUCAGCCGUCCAUUACACCAACACCAGAGGAAAAGCCGCUCAAGCCUACAAGGACUCUGCAGACGGAUGUGAAGCCAGAGGAAGAAGAUGACUGCAUCUGUGAGGAUGAGGACGAAUCCGUUGAGAUGGAUAAUGAUGUUGUGCCACCAAAGGCAUCGGAAACGCCCUCGUUGUCGCCUGUGCCUGAUCUCAAGAAGGAUCCAAAACUCCUUGCUGACUUUGGCGCCUCCUCAAUUGACUCACCUGCUUUGCCCACACCUACUCCUUUCCUGCCUGAUGACUCUUCAGCAUUUUGAUAAGGCAAGGCAAAGGAGAAGCCUGAUCAUGGAGAAGAUGUCGGUCUCUCUGCUCGUAGCGUAUUUCUACUCGUUUGACAUUUGCCAGCUGAAAGUGACCUUG
This is a messenger RNA of Protomyces lactucae-debilis, 1856 nucleotides long. RefSeq lists its product as uncharacterized. The coding region runs from base 239 to 1753 and encodes 504 amino acids. The record is from RefSeq and is a predicted model, not a curated record. Lineage: Eukaryota; Fungi; Ascomycota; Taphrinomycetes; Taphrinales; Protomycetaceae. The transcript has a single exon.